This is a messenger RNA of Siniperca chuatsi (mandarin fish), 885 nucleotides long. RefSeq lists its product as uncharacterized. The coding region runs from base 1 to 885 and encodes 294 amino acids. Lineage: Eukaryota; Metazoa; Chordata; Actinopteri; Centrarchiformes; Sinipercidae. The record is from RefSeq and is a predicted model, not a curated record. The transcript is spliced from 9 exons. Gene Ontology annotation, molecular function: protein binding.
AUGCAACAGGUGGCAGAAAACUUACUGACUGAUAUUGCAAAACCUUGGCAGAAAACUGCUAGAUUCUACUUUAGAGCUCAGAAACACAGCAGUGACAAUGAUAUCUUGCUUCAAGCUGUCGGGAGCGGGGAAGAGAAGGCUCAGACACAGUGGGCCGGGACUGAAGUUGAGGGAGGUGAACAAGAGCUGGUGCUUCAGUCUGACAUCUGGGCUGAGCUGAAGAAUCUGAGAGACAUAGUGGUGGAGCAGAGAGUAGAGCUGAGGCACCUGACGGCCAGAGUGACAGCUGCUGAGAGCCUGGUGGAGGCCUUGCAGAAGGAGAACACAGCCAUGGAGGCCAGGAUAACCGCUGCUGAGAGCUUGGCAGAGGAACUGCAGAUGGAGAAUGACGCUCAAGCUACAGAGCUUUCAGUCACUCAGCAGAAGCUCAGCUCUCUGCAGCAAAGAUUGACAGUCAGUGAAUGUCGCGUGGAGGAGCUGGCAAAACAGCAGGAAGGACAAAAUGAAACAGUGCAGGAACUUCAAAAUACCAACAAAGUGAGAAAACUGGCUUUUUCUGCCUCCCUUCUGGCAUCUGGUGAAGGUAACACAGGCAAUGCAGAUAUUGUUCAACUCAUCUACAAAAAUGUCUUUACCAACAUUGGAAACCACUACAACUCAAACACAGGUUACUUCACUGCACCAGUAAAAGGAGUGUAUUACUUCAGAUUUUCUGGCCAUGUAGCACACACUAAUAGAGGUAUGUUGAUGAGACUUGUCAAGAACGAACAUCUCAUAGUAGCUGCAGGUGACCGUCACACCACAUACUUAGAUGCUGAGGAUUGUGCGUCCAUUGGUGCAGUGUUGCAGUUAGAAGUGGGAGAUGUUGUUUCGUGCCACUAUUAA